AGUGCGGACAAAGCGGGCGGUGCGCAGGCGCGGCGCGGCGCUCGGGCGGGGAGAGGCUCGCUCGCUGGCUCGCUUUGUGCCGGCGCUUCCCUCGGCUCUCGGAUCUCCACAGUUCAGCAUGUCUGGCAGGUCGGUGCGGGCCGAGACCAGGAGCAGGGCGAAGGAUGACAUCAAACGGGUCAUGGCAGCUAUCGAAAAAGUACGGAAAUGGGAGAAGAAAUGGGUGACUGUUGGGGACACAUCGUUGAGGAUCUACAAAUGGGUACCUGUAACAGAACCUAAAGUUGAUGAUAAAAACAAAAAUAAAAAAAAGGGAAAAGAUGACAAAUGUGGUUCUGAAGUGACUACUCCAGAAAACAGCUCCUCACCAGGCAUGAUGGAUAUUCAAGAUGAGAACAGUAAUCAGAGUUCCAUAGCAGAUGCCUCUCCAAUGAAGCAAGAGAAUAGCAGCAACCCAAGUCCUGCACCAGAGCAGAACUUAGUAACUCAAGCAGAAAGCUCCGACACCCGGACUGAGGAAAUUCAUCCCCCAGUCAAAGAACAACCCAGCUCUGAUGACACAUCGCCACCAGCAGAGCCAAAUUCCCAAACUCCAGAAUCAUCCCUCACUGAUGUAGAGAAAUCAGACGUGCAACCAUCAGGAGUGAAAGAGAACACAGAGACAACCAAAGAUACUCAGGAAUCUGAAGAUGGGGAGCCUCUUCCAAAAAAGAUCAGAACAGAGACCUCUCAGCAGAGCACUGAGGAGAGUUAGGCUGUUCAGAAAACUCUGGGGUUACCUUCCACAUAAAGGUACAUCAAUGGGCCUCAUUUCAGACCAACCUUCUAGAAACUUUCACAUAUUACUGAACAUGGAGGAACCACUGGCCACGAAGGAAUGUUGAGUCAUAAUCCAAGUAAAAAAUUUGGGAAGACUGGACAGAUAUGAAGCUGACUAAUUUCUCCUGUGAAAUAACAUUCUAGUGAUUUAUAUAUUUAAAUUACUUUUUGCUGUUAAAGUUGGGUGGGGUGGGUGGAAGAAAUGGACUCAGGAGGGUUGACGCACUGGUAGUUUAUAAAACUUGUCAAGAUCACAUGUUUUUUGCUGCUGUAUUUUCAUUCUUUUAUUUAUGUUGUGAAAUAUUUAAUGAUGGUACAGGUCAGAAUUAGUGUACGUAUGAAAUCCAUUAUUCAUGCCAUUUAAUUCCAUUUUGUGCCUCAAGAAAUGACCACUAUCUUGUAGAAAAUGCCCUAUGUUUGCGUAAUGCCUUGAAAGUAGUAAGAUUCUAUUUGUGAUCAUGUUAAUCAGUAUAACACAGUGAAUUAUUUGGUCCAUCUCACAUUUAGCUUUGUAACUUUAAAUGUAGUGCAGGUAUCUAUAAAAGAGAACUAUUUCCUUGAAUACAUCCACACAGGUUGUUAUAUUCAUUUACCAAGGUGUGAACAUAAGACUUAGUGAGAAGUUUAAGGGUGUUUUUUAAAAAAUGAAAAUGCUAUCUAUAGUAGGUGUGUAAUUGAAUUGAAUUGAUGACCAAAUCAAAAAUUUGGAUUAAGCUGAAAAUUUCAAAUAGUGGGUCAGUGUUUUGGACCAUGUAUCUGAUGAGCUAAGUCUCCAAGUUUGUCCAUGAUUUGGUAUACCCAGUAAAAUCUGUGCUGAUGUAUGUGGAAGGUGUGCUUGUUCCUUUUGAUAUUCUGCAGCAGAUUUUGGUUAUAUAUGUGCAGACCUAACAGUGGGGUGGCCUUUGUUGAUGUUGCAUGCUGUGGAGAGACCAGUAGAACUGAAAGAAAAUACUAAACCUUGAAUUUUAUCUUCUUAAAAAAAAAACUUGAAUUAUCCUGGUUUGCUAGCUCAUGAUAGCUAACCUCCCACUUUAGAUAUUGUAACUUUAUUUCUGCUUCAGUAAUUUGAUAUCUGCUUCAGUACUGAAGAUGCAUUUUAUACUAUUAUGAUGUGGAAAUUGUAAUAGUAAAUGUUUUAAAGUUUAGUAAAACUUCCACAAUCCUUACAAGUGGGGCAUUUUCUUAAAUGACAUCAUUUUGUGCAGUGAAAUAAAAGUGAAAUUCCAUGGAUUAAACCCUUGUCACCUCGAUGUAAGGGCCAUGGCACAAAAAAUGUGGACUCAAAUAUGAACUAUGGAAUUCAUAGUUCACAAUGUCCAUAACUAAUUUUAACAUUAUUUCAUUAUAAAAUUGCCACCAGAUACACUUAAUUCCAGUCCUGAAAUAUUGGAAGACAUCCAUACUUCAUUCAUUCCCCUUUAAAUGGUAACCUAUAUUUUAAGAUUUUAAAUAUUGAUGGUUACCUUUCCCUGUGAAGAUGCAUGUAAGUUUUGGACUAAAUGAUUGAUGAAAAUAGUAAAGGUGUUACUGCUUUAUUUAUUUGAGCCUCAAUCACUUUUGAGACCCAUUGUUUCAAACACUAAUAAUAGAACUUAAAAUUAAAUUCAGAAUCCUGGCUGUAUUCAAGGAAGUAACUUUAGCACUGAAUCACAGUUGCACUAUGCAUAUGUAAUGAGUGCUUAUGUUUAAAAAGUAAGAAUGGAUAUAAUUCUGGCAAUUGUUUUGCCUAAGAAUAUCACACUUUCACAUACUGGCAUGCCCAAGAUUCUCCAUCUUAAAUGAAGUCACUAUGUGAUCACCAUAUACAAGAAUUUAAGCUCCAAGUAUUCAUCAUUGUCAUGUAUAAAUAUUUGAAUAACUCGGGUCAUUUUAAUUCUCCAAAAUGCCUUCAAAUCCUAUAACGUUGCCACCAGUUUGCCAGCAUAAAAUUGAGAGAAUAUCCAGGUUUUUCAUUGUGUUUGGUUAUGUUUGAACUGCAUUGGUUUCUCACAUAACCUUUAUUUAUCUAACUUGUUUUGCUUGGGCUUUAGCUUUAAUAUAUAAAUCUGAGACAUUGCUUGUAAAGCACACAGUACAGAAUUUUGGUACUAAUGAGUACAUAAUGUGCAUGCUGGUACCAAAAGCUUUGGGCAGACCAUCUUUAAAGGAACUUUUGCUCCUGAGAAGGCCCAAUAAAUAUUUUAAGUUGUGCUAGAACAAAAAUGCUGCCCUUGGCCCACUUCUAUUAAUACAGUUAAACCUAUUCUGUCCCUAGACUCUUAACCUGUUGGUAUAGGUGGUGGUUAAUUUCCUCUGCAAAAAAACAAGCAGUCUGUGGCUCUCAGGCAACAUUUUUUUUUAAAAGAAGUCCGAAGCUUGGGUUGGUGAAGACUGAUCUGCCUCACCUAGUUUUUGAGUGCAAGUUAUUUUUGUCAAUUAUUUGGCCCUUACUACUUGUUACUGGUCUUCGAUUGAUUAUAAAUUUGGCUUCUAUUAUACUUUUUUGUAGGAAUUGGUUUCAAAUUUGUUGCUUGGCUAUCUUAUUGCUACAAGAAAUGUAGAAAAAGAAUCAGCAUUAUGUACAGGGAUACUAUUUGUCAUGGUGUACCAGCAUUCUGUAAUGUACUAUUUUGGAGUGAAUCAGUAACUCUUAUUUCUGGUUACAUGCUCAAUCAAAAAUAAUGCUGGCAAAAAUGCAUCCAGUGAUUUUUUUUUGGAGAUCGGCAAUUUUAUAAAGUCCCAGUUGGUUUACAAUUCAAUUUUCAUGAGCAGCUAGCUACAUUUCAGCUUGAAAGGAAAUUAAAGAUUUUUUUGUGAUGGAGACUUAUCUGAAGUUGAAUUGCCUCCUGAAGCAAAUGAAACCUGUUUGCAUGAAUAAGUCAAGCAGUGGCUAAGUAGAAAGAGAUCAUUUUGCAAUUAGUACAACUGAACCACAAACAAAUUAUCAAAUUAGUUGCAGUUCUUUAAAAUUGAGUACUGAUAAAUAACUAUGUGCUUCUCAUAAAUAGUGUGUACUAUUUGAAAAUUCCUGUAUGGUAAUUGACAAGGAUAUUUUGAGUCAUUACUUUGUACCUAGUUCAGAACGUUUUUCCUACGUUGUUUCAGCUACCUGUUCCAUAAGGGAAGGCCGGUUCAUUGAGAAAAUCCAUGCAGGACUAUCAAAGUAAUUCUAUAAAACUAACAUACUGUUUACCUUUUAACUAGUCCAUGGUUCAGUUCCAUUUAUUCUGGGAACCUUGUUAUAAACUACUGGGGACUGACAAAACUCGAGCUAGGUUCAACAGUAUUACUAUUUUAUUUGCAUUUUGUUUUGGUUACAUAAACCAAAAUGUUUUAAUGGUGGAUUUACUAAAUAUCUGGUGUAUGACACCCCAAAUGGAAAAACUGAGUGAUUUUUGUGUAGAUAUUUGUCAGUUUCAAGACUGCUGCAGUGAAAGCUAGUUGUAUACCUCGUGUCAUGAAGGGGCUUAACAGUAUAAUUUUUAAAACAAUUAGCAACACUAAUGAACUUUGUAGAUGUGGUAUGAGUUUUUUUAAUAAAGUUGGGUGUAGUCUUGCCUUUCCAUAAUUGGCUUUUGCUAAUAGAAUUUCUGUACAAUGUAAUUUUGGUACUGUCUGUUUUUCCAUUUGAAACUUGUAAAGUUGUAUGUUCAAGAAAGCUUCUGGCAAAAGGUAUAUAAAAUGAUUUCCAUUCUAUUGUGAAGGCAGCAUCACAGCUAAAGCAAGAAAAUCUUGUAAUUUUAAAAGCUGGGUGGUGCCAGUUUUCCUUUUGUACUAAGUAAUUACUGGAGCUUCUGUUACACCUUUUGAAACUUUUCUCCAUCUAAGGAAGGCUUUAAAAUGUAUUCCAAUCUGGAUCUAUAAAUUCUAAUCUGAUAUAUUGUUAGACUGCAACAUUGCUAUGACCAGAAUGAGAGUUUAACUUUAUAAACUAGAAAAACAAUGACUUUUAAAUUUGUGUCCUUGGAAUUUUUAAGAAAUUGAAGCACCACAUUCCAAAUUUUUUUUUUGUAGAAGUGCUGGCGCUUAUUUAUUAAUAAAUUGACAGCAGCUCGUACUGCUGCACUAUUAACUACAGAAAACUAUGCGAAUCCUGUCCAGGUAUCAACAUAAAUUUAUCUAAUUGUCCAUAUUUUAACCUAUUAUUUCUAGAGAUCACAGCUAUCAUGAAAAACUUAACACUUUCCAAUUGAAAUGCAAUGUGUUGUACAGCAGUGUUUUCUUUCUUAUUUAUUCCCUUAAGUAUGGUUUGUACCAUGUACAAUGACUGUU
Messenger RNA from Pristis pectinata (smalltooth sawfish), 5070 nucleotides. RefSeq names its product BAF chromatin remodeling complex subunit BCL7A (gene bcl7a). Bases 119 to 754 code for a protein of 211 amino acids. The record is from RefSeq and is a predicted model, not a curated record. Lineage: Eukaryota; Metazoa; Chordata; Chondrichthyes; Rhinopristiformes; Pristidae. The transcript is spliced from 6 exons.